Messenger RNA from Passer domesticus (house sparrow), 297 nucleotides. Its product is annotated as feather keratin Cos1-2-like. Gene Ontology annotation, cellular component: intermediate filament. The record is from RefSeq and is a predicted model, not a curated record. The transcript has a single exon. Gene Ontology annotation, molecular function: structural constituent of cytoskeleton. Bases 1 to 297 code for a protein of 98 amino acids. Lineage: Eukaryota; Metazoa; Chordata; Aves; Passeriformes; Passeridae.
AUGUCCUGCUACAGCCCGUGCCGGCCCUGCCAGCCCUGUGGCCCCACCCCGCUGGCCAACAGCUGCAAUGAGCCCUGUGUCAGGCAGUGCCAGGACUCCACCGUGGCCAUCCAGCCCUCGGCCGUGGUGGUGACCCUGCCCGGGCCCAUCCUCAGCUCCUUCCCACAGAACACCGCCGUGGGAUCCUCCACCUCUGCUGCUGUGGGCAGCAUCCUCAGCUCUCAGGGAGUGCCCAUCAACUCUGGGGGCCUUGGCCUCUCUGGCCUGGGCAGUGGUCUCUGUGGCUUCCCCUGCUGA